Molecule: messenger RNA, 731 nt
Organism: Notodromas monacha
Lineage: Eukaryota; Metazoa; Arthropoda; Ostracoda; Podocopida; Cyprididae
Source: the annotation of a GenBank genome assembly
AUGGAAAAGUCACGUAACGUGGAAUCGAAAACUGUUGCGAAAAGUGACGAUUUGCCGGAGACGGAAAGUGUUUCUGGAAGUGUAGAUUUGGACGAACAUUUGGCAGUAGUUCCGCCAUGGGAAAAACAGUUCUCUUCCGUAGAAUCGGAAGGAACCUUCUCUUCAACCACUUCUGAGCUUGAUAUUCCUCUCGAAAAACUUGCUAUAAAGGAAGAUGUUGCCAUAAAAGAAGAUUUUCAGGAUAUCCUGUUAAAAGGCAAAAGAGAGCUUGAAGCGACUGCUGCAGUAAAGAAGGUGGUUCAGUAUCUUUUGGACGAAACCAAAGAAGAGGGGAAGUACAACAAAGUAGAGUUUGAGACCAUUGGAAAAGCGAAAAAGAAGAAAGAUGCAAAAACCUUGGCUGCUGAGGAAAUGCUGGACAAGCUUUCAGGGGAAGACUCUGACAAUGGCAAAGAUUGUCUGUGGCGAUUGGAGAGGAUUCGAACUGGGCAAAAUGGGCUCUUGACAGCAGUUUCCAGUUUGCAGGAGUAUUGCCAGAAAUUUCAGCACGAUUUGCCUUUAUACGUGGAAGGCCCUGCGUGCGGGGCAAUGUUUUCCGUUAUCUGUAGGUUCAGUGGCAAACUUCGAUUGCGUGGAAAUGUUUAGUUUUGGUCGUCUGAAAUGGUGUGAUAGUUUUUUCACCUUAUCGUGAACCGUGAUGUCUGGGAAUGAAUUGAAAGCUUAAGCAAUCA